AUGAAGUUGCCUCCUGGUUUGACUACUGACUGCCCUUCUAGUGGUUCUGCACCUCUUGUGUGUCAUCUUCAAAAGUCAUUAUAUGGUCUUAGCCAAACUUCUAGGGAAUGGUAUGCCGAACUCUCUCAGGCCCUUCACUCUAGGGGAUAUUCACAUUCUCCUAAUAAUCACUCCUUUUUCAUUAAGCAGUCUCCUUCACCAAUUGUUUUACUUGCUGUCUAUGUGGACGAUAUCAUCCUCUCUGGUGAUGAUUUGGAAGAAUUGUCUGCUUUGAAAUCAUUUUUAGACUCUCAGUUUAAGAUAAAGGAUUUGAGUACUCUAAAUUAUUUCCUAGGGAUUGAAGUUUAUUACACUGCCUCUGGUUUACUACUGCAUCAGAAGAAGUUUAUAAGGGAUCUUCUCCAAAAGUACAACUAUAAUAUUGUCAAUCCUGUUGCUUGUCCCCUUGACUUAUCCAUCAAAUUGAAGGCUGAUAUGGGUGAUACACUUGCUUUCCCUGAAUUUUAUAGGAGUUUGGUGGGGAAGCUUAAUUUUUUGACACAUACCAGACCUGAUUUGUCGUUUGCUGUCCAACAUCUGAGUCAGUAUUUGCAAAAACCCACCCACACUCAUAUGAAAGCAGUUAUUCAUCUCCUUAGGUACCUCAAGGGUACUUCUGAUAUUGGUGUUUUCUUCUACAAUGACCUUGUUUUCUCUAUCUCAACUUAUUGUAAUAAUGACUGGGCUGCUUGCCCUGAUACUCGCAGAUAUGUUAUUGGGUUUUGUAUCUUGUUGGGUGGUUCCUUGAUUUCUUGGAAGGCCAAGAAACAGCCUGUUGUCUCCUUAUCAUCUGCUGAAGCUGAAUAUAGAUCAGUGAGUAAGGUCGUUGCUGAAUUGGUCGGGUUGUUGCGUUUACCGUCUGAUUUUGGUGUGAAUGUUGCAGUACAUGUUCCUGUUUUUUGUGACAACUAA
Molecule: messenger RNA, 951 nt
Organism: Lycium barbarum (goji berry)
Lineage: Eukaryota; Viridiplantae; Streptophyta; Magnoliopsida; Solanales; Solanaceae
Exons: 1
Coding region: 1-951 (316 amino acids)
Source: RefSeq, a predicted model, not a curated record